This is a messenger RNA of Adineta ricciae, 345 nucleotides long. Lineage: Eukaryota; Metazoa; Rotifera; Eurotatoria; Adinetida; Adinetidae. The record is from the annotation of a GenBank genome assembly.
AUGUCAGAAGGACCUAAGCAACUUGGUGACAAGAAAACAGACGAUCAACGACCAGAAGAUCCAUCCCAUCCAGGCAUGUCACCGGAUCCAGCUGAACGUGGUAAACAACUUGGUCACGAAAAUGCUCACGGUGGACAAUCUGUAGGCACGGGCGGUCAUGGAGCCGGCAGCGGUGCUGGUAGUAACCAACCAGUCGGCGGGAAACAUGUGUCAGAUCCAUCUCAAUUUUCUCAAGAACAGCUACAUCCAGGAAUGAAUCCUGAUCCAGCUGAACGAGGAAGACAAUUAGGACAUGAGAAUGCUCAUGGCGGACACUCUGUUGGUACAGGUGGACAUGGACAGUGA